CAGAGGAACUUGUUCAGAGUGAACCGGGGACGCUGGGAGGCGAAAUAAACAAUCUGCGGACUCGAGGUAGCCACAGCGACGCAGUUUUACCCCUUCAAACAUCGUAUACCACCGCCCAUCCAAGAAAUACAAGGUCACAGGUGUGUGCUGAUAGUGAACGUGUGGUGCAGCAGGCCAGUCUUGGCAGCAUGGUGAAGGCCCAGCAGUCAACUGGGAGGAAGAGCUCUCAUUGUCUCCGCAGACAGAGUGGCGGUCGGAUGGAGAUGGAGGUGGAGAUGGAGGAAGCCCAGCUCCAGACAGACAACCAGCCCCGUGGGCGAGCCCAAACUUCGGAUCUUCCCCAACUCCAGACGCAGGUUCCGACCGGGGCCUUACUGGAGAACCGGACCCAGAAGGAAACUCAAAUGGAGAUUGAGGAAAAGGGAGACUGUGGCGGCCAGCCCCAGGCCAAGGCUCUUUGGAAGCCCAUCCCGCCUCUCCAACCUCAAACAGAGUCCCAGAGGAUCUCUGCUGUCGUCACCAGGGACCAGAGCUGCCAGACCGAGGAGCUUCAGCAGAGCAGCACCAGCAACGGUGGUCACAACACAGGUUACUGUGUGGAGCCUGGAGAUCCUCCUCUGCUCCAGCAGCCUCUGCAGACCUCCAAGUCUGGAAUACAGCAGAUAAUUGAAUGCUUCCGAUCAGGCACCAGCCAGUUGAAACACAUGCUGCUGCGGGAGGUGGACACCAUCUUUGAGUGUAAGCUGUGUCGCAGUUUGUUCAGAGGCCUGCCCAACCUCAUCACGCAUAAAGAAUACUACUGCCUAUCACGGCUACCUGAACCCGACGGUCCACCAGGCGACGACAGGCAGAGUGUUGCCAUUAAGGACUUGCUGGAUGCCAUCUAUCCCAGAAUGGACCGGCCGGACUAUGUGGUUCGACUGGAGCCCAUCCAGACCAGCACCAAGGCUGUUUUUCAGUACCUGACCACAGAGGAGGAGCUGGCUAGAUACCCAUCUCACACACCCAGUGCCAGACAGAGCCCAAUGGUGUGGGGCGGAGAGGAAGGGGAGGAUGUGGAGACCAACCAGCCCAGCCAGCCAGGAGGGUCUGAGAGCCACAGCACCCCGGGUCAGGGCCAUACACAGGGACAGAAGAGACGGGAGGCAGAGGAGGAGACUAAGGAGGAGGUGCCACAGCCCGAAGAGGAUGAGUCCACAAGUGGGGUUGAAGAUGUGACAAUCUCCUGCUGUCUGUGUGGUCAGGACUUUAACUCACGCCGCAGCAUCCGACGCCACUGCCGCAAGAUGCACCAGACCAAACUAGAGGAACUGCGAAAGUACACAGAGACACGCACGGUUCCCACAAGCCUUCUCUCCAUGGUGAAAGGUCGACCGCGGACUCUGAGCUCACCCACUGGGAAAUCCUGUCCUGUUUGCUUCAAAACUUUUGCUACUAAGGCCAAUGUGCGUCGCCAUUUUGACGAAGUGCACCGUGGGUUGCGGAGGGACACCAUUACUCCCGACAUCGCCUCACGUCCCGGCCAGCCACUCUCUCUGGAGGCUACACCCCCAAGGAAGAGCGCAAAUGCCUCUCCAACACGUGGGCCCACCCCGAAGACCACCCCUAUAAACUCUAAAACAACCACUCAAAGCCAAACCCAAGCCAAACCCCAGAGCCAGUCUCCAGCUUCUCCACAGUGUAACCUGGCCUCCUGUCGCUGCUUGCUCUGUAAAAGGAACUACAGCUCUCAGCUCAUGCUCAAGAGACACAUGCGCAUUGUUCACAAGAUCUACAGCCUCAAAAACAGUAGGUCUUCUGCCAUGUCAACUUCCGUUACCACAGCACCGACCCCUAACAGCAGCAGUGGCACUAACUCCACCCCUAGCAACAGUGUCCGAGUUAAGGAGGAAGUUGUGGAACCUUCAGACGAAGAUGACGAAGAGAUUGAUAGCAGCCCUGCCUCAUCUCCUAGUGAUAGCACUGGGACGACAAAGAGUGUGCCUGUGGCAACCAAGGCAAUGAAGGUCAAGGAGGAGGAUGCCCCGCCAAGCCCUAAGCUGACUACAUCCUUGCCCACAUCAUCAGGGGCUCGGGGGGGCAGCGUCUACAGUGGGAACAUGAACAUUAAGGCACCCAAGCUGUCGGUGGGCUUCGACUUUAAGCAGCUCUUCUGCAAGCUGUGCAAACGACAGUUCAGCUCACGACAGAACCUCACCAAGCACAUCGAGCUGCACACGGACGGCACCGACAUCUUUAUUAAGUUCUACCGAUGCCCGCUCUGCCGCUACGAGUCGCGCCGCAAACGUGAUGUCUUGCGUCAUGUGACCGUCGUCCACAAGAAGUCGUCUGCGUACCUGGCAAAGAUCAUGCCAAAACUGGAAAGCAGGGCGGUGAAGAGGCUCGCCGAAGUGGUACUCAACAACUCCAACCCCACCAAGAGGACAAGCAGCAGUGUCAAGGAGGAAGUGAAUGGGCGCCACUCUGCCGCCACCUCCUCCCCUCCCUCACCUCCUGUCACUCGUAAGCAAGACCUCCUCCACUCAUCCUCCUCCACCCCAGUCCCAACCUCCUCAUCAGCCGCAGCCUCCCCUGCGCCUCAGCCCACCCCGGUCACUCGGAAACAGCAGGACCUCGCCUCCUCGUCAACAUUCACCCCGUCCCCUCCUGUCACCCGUAAGCAGGAGAGACAGCAGACGCCACAGCACCGCCCUGUUAGCCCCCCGCUGACCCGGCGCAGCGACAAGCAUGCACACCGCAACCCCCCCUCCUCCUCAUCCAAUAACCAGUCCUCGCAUGGCCGGCGGCAUGAAGCCCAGUUGGACAGCAACACCUCCGGGUCCACUUCCACUGAAGUCAGGGUGACCAAGAACUUCUCCCUCCAUGCCUGUGACCAGUGUGGACGGGCAUUCGCCAAGAAGUUGUAUCUGGAGUCCCAUAAGCGAAGCCAUCGCAAUGCAGCAGCCAACAGUGCUGGACACCGCAGGAGGAAAGGAGUCAGCACUCGCUCCAAAUCCCUGGUCUGGUGAACCAUGCACAGUUUGACUGGGGAUAAAGGACCAGCAAGCCAGUAACAAUGAUGAAGAGGAGAAUCACAACGUUCAAUUGGAAAAAUGCUGGAUAAGUGGAGAGCACGCAGGAGAGUUGAGACAAAGGAACAAAACAACUGAAGAGAGAGGAGUGAUGAAGGAAGGCUAUUCCACCUUUUUCUUAAGGACCAAAAAUAUUGUUGGAAUCCGACAUUGUUUUGUAAAGACAUUCACAAAGACAGAGCCAGUGGUAGUGCACAAACUGUCUGGAUGGAGGCACUGUUUUGCGUAGAGAGACUGUAGUAUAUAGAGGAGUAUCUGCUACUACUGUAUGUAAAUAUAGAUCCAUAUACAAACAGCUGAUUUGUACUGCUUUGCUCUUGGUUAAAAAAAAACUUUCACAAAAGGAUGACGGCAGACUGUGGAAGUGUGUGUGUGUGUGUGUGUGUGUGUGUGUGUGUGUGUGUGUGUAUGUGUGUAUGUGUGUAUGUGUGUAUGUAUGUAUGUGUAUGUAUGUGUGAAAGCCAGAAAGAGAGAGACAAUUAGAACUGGAUCGCAGAACUGAACUGAUUAGAACUGAAGCAGACUGGAAACAAACUGUUGGUUAUUUUUUUGGAAGAGAAAACAGAAAGUGACACUAGCAAUUCUGCACUGAUACUCACAACCCCUCCAGGCACUUGUGGGGCAUAGCUAACUCGUUAGCAUCACUACCAGCCUCCUCUGAGCUUGUUGAGACGGGAGACAGUUCAACAUAUUCAAGUCCACCCACUUAACAACAUGACAGAUAAACAAAAACACAAAACAGAAAGAUUUGGUUCACCAACAGUCUUAAUUUUGUAUAUUUGGAUGUGAAUCUACAAGCAAGAAUGCCACUAUGUACUAUGCUAGUGUGUUUUUCCCCCACUUAGUCCCAUCUCACCAUGUGUUAUCUAUUCAUCUGUUUCCAAGUAUCUUGGGACUUUAUGUUGAAAUCCUCUCAGAAUUAAGAGUGCAGACCUCGAUUCACGGUUCUCGUCACAUGACCAUAAAAACUUGGCACAAAAGAUCUGAGCUGAUCAUGCCUACCCAGGGUUUAGUGGCAACUUUUCCAAGGACCAUAUACACAGCUACAGGGGAGAAAUCAGGACACAUGGGGGCAAAACUGAACGCAUGACCUGUGAAAUUAAUUGAGCUGUCCUAUUUUAAAUCUCAAGCAAAACGUGCUUGUUUUUUUUUUUUUUUUUUUUUUUUUUUUUUUUUUCUGUUUUCUAAAGUAGCAUAUUAUUUUUAUGAGAACAGGGAAAUGGGAGUACUGCUUUUUAAACAGUUUCUCCUCUUGAGUCAAAGGUCAGAUCUUUGCUGAAAAUCAAAUUUCUCUUUUUAUGAAUAUUGCGAAGUAGACCAUAGAUCAGUACUCCUGUUGUAAGAUCCUUUAUACAAACAGACCAUGGUCUAGAGUACUCACCACUGGUUUCCUUUAGUUGCAAGAUUUUUCUGCCUUACAGGGUGAAGUAGCCUCUCAGACCAGCAGCGGGUCAUACAAUCUGAAAUGUUAUGGUGGAUACAGAAUUACUUGGUAUGGUCAAAAUGAGGGAAGGAUCAAGCCAUAUUAUUUGUUCUGCUUUUAAAAUCAUUUUUUAAACGCCACCUCUAAUUUCUGAUAGAGAUCCCUGUUUACCUACUUGUCCACAUUAUUUUCUGCCUUUUCUAUGCUGGCCUGUUUUCAGUCUCUGUAACCAACCAGGCACCUUUAUCCCAUAAUGCACUUUUUUCCUUGGUGUGGAGCAGUGUCUGUGUGCCUUUACCAGCAAAGCACAAGCGGAGAGUUUGAACCGAAAUGCAGUGAUGCCAGCCAUUCGCCAAGACCUUCUCAAGAUCCAGACUGUUAUCCCUUAUCAGCAUUUGUGGGAUUUUUUUCCCUACUCAGAAUCAUUAUGAUUGUAGAUUUGCUGUUUGCUGAUCUAAAAUCGGCCCAACGAUACAAGAAAAAACACUGAACCAACACAGCACAUCAGUCAGAGUGAGAUGACUGCUCAGCUGUAUCCUUUACCUUGACCAUACCCUGUUGUAAUUGUGUAGUCUGCACAUCAACCUAGUCAUAUCCAAACUGUAAGGGAACAAUAGGGGUUGCUCAUUAAUGUUUACAUGAUACAUCAGUGUUAUUAGCUUUGUAGAACCAGGGAGAGUUGUUUUGAAAUGAGAAAUGUACCAUUUGAAUGAAAUGAAAAUGACUGAAAGCCCCAAACUGUACUGUAAGAUUUUUAAAAGGUUAGUCAGCGACAUAUAGAUAAAAUAACAAAUAAGCAGACUUAUUCUUUCUAUUAGAAAGAAUUUAUAUCAAAUCACAUCAACUUUAGGUAUGUUUUGUCCCCAAAAUGGAUAAGCAGCAUUUUGUAAUAUUACUCAUAAGUCCCACUUUCUAAAGUCUGCUACAACAGGUGAGACAUUGCAGACAAGCUCUUUGCCAAAUCGACCCCAUUAGCUUAACAUUAACAUGGCCAUUCACUGGUGUUAAUGUGAGAGAGUCCAAUUUACAGCAUGCAGGAAAGAUAAGAUUGCAUUUCAAUGUGCAGUAAAGAUAGUACAGUAUUUUAUUUUCUUUCUUUCUUUCUUUUUUUUUUUUUUUGCACAGACAUGCCCCUGGAGGUGUCACUGUAUUAUACACACCAUUAGCAACCUCAGAAAGCAGUCACUGGAGGUCUUCAUUUUAGGCUGAUGUUGACCACUGUCGCCUUGUUUGGGACUAGAAAAUGUGGCUGUAGGUUAACUUCUGGGUGACAUCUCCCAUUGGAAAUCUGUCACCCAGUGCUGUUACCAUAAAUCCUACCUACCGUUGGUGCUACAGACAUCAGUACUGACCCUGGCCAUAGGACAGUAUAACAGCAAUGUGGGCGUUAGUGGCAUGAAUGUAGCGUUACUGCAAUAAGAGACGCAGCUGUCUGUCUGUAGUGCCUAAAUCGUAGUGGUGCAAGGGGUUUGAAUUGAAACCAACUUUUCAGCUACAGCACAGCUAGCUGUUGUGGUGUAGCUGGUGCUAAUCAAAAUCACUUUGAUAGACACUCAAUGGCUGCCAGAAAUAGGAGGAGUAACAUCAAAAGAAAGUAGAAGGCACCUGCCCUGAUUUGCUAAACCAGUUAGCUGUAAUAGACCCAUAGUUCAAUUUCUUAACCAAUAUGCUGCAUCGUUUACAUUGAACUCUUUUUGUUUAAUUAACCAAAAAAUGUAGGGGUGGUUUAACAUAAACUUUGUGGACGCAUUUUCUUUCCUUACUCAUGCAAUCUUUGUUGUUCGGACUUACAGCCUAAAUGCUGCUUUAGUUUCACUGAAAGUUUUCAAGUUUUCAUUUACUGGAAGUUUAGGCAGUGACACUUGUUAGAUCACUACAGCUAGACCCCCCAAGGUAGUCUUAGAAACACUGACACAUUGUAAGAGGCAAGAAGAAAGGAUUUAGGAAGACAGUGGCCUUCUGGUAGACCAAAUGUAGAUUUAUCUUGUUGAAGCGUAAAGCCAUGAAAUGGAACAAAACCAGAAAAAAAAGGACAGACCAAACUUUAUUUUUCUAACUGAAAUCGCUAGUGCAACGAGGUCUUGAAAACGUGUAUAUAUUGAUUCAUCCUAUAUGGAUGGUUUAAAUGUUAGUUAUAUCUGCACAGUAAAAUGUUCGAAUAGAUUUUGAAUCCCACAGUAGUUAGUGACUGUACUUUACUGUUGGUUGACCAUAUGCUUCAAACAUAUGUCUGACUAGUUACUGCUCUGUCACCGUUUUUAUUCACAAUUUUGCUUUGUUCCAUGUUGGGUUUUAUGUUUGUGAUCUCAUUCCUUUGAGGGAGGACAUUUUUUUUUGGUGGCAUGUGCCAAGAGAGCAGGAGUCAAACCUUGAAAGAUUCUUUAAGACUGUGUUUUAACCUUGGUGUUUCUUUCAUCAUCAUCAUCUUAUUAAGCUCACCUUCUAGAGAACCAGAGAAGAGUUAGAGAAGCCUUUCAGAUGUGACACGAAUGUUAAACCAACCACUUAAUAAAUAAAACUAUACUGCUUUAAACCCCUAA
This is a messenger RNA of Myripristis murdjan (pinecone soldierfish), 7034 nucleotides long. It is a transcript of the gene znf800b, whose product is annotated as zinc finger protein 800b. Bases 189 to 3008 code for a protein of 939 amino acids. The record is from RefSeq and is a predicted model, not a curated record. NCBI's taxonomy places the organism in Eukaryota, Metazoa, Chordata, Actinopteri, Holocentriformes, Holocentridae. The transcript has 12 exons.